UCCCGACAUGGUAAUCGGUCGACAGGAGUGUGGUCAGUUUUUGUUACGGACAUUUCAUGGUGAGGGAAAUUAACCGACUGCACUGCACCCUGGUGGUACACCAUACAAAAACAUUACACAUGAUUAGCAUAUGAUAAUCGCCGCUAUAGGCACAAUCUGUUAAUUUCCCUCACCAAAAAAAAGUCUGUAAUAAAAUUGGGCCGCUGUUUAGACUUUCGUUUCCAGUCCAUAAUAUUAUCUUAGUUUGUGAUAUAACCAAUUAAAUUGUUUUCAACAAAUUAUUUGCGACAUCGCCGUCGCGCGUUGGUGUUAUAAUUUAGUUUUACUCUCACUCAUCGUUUAUUAUUUUCUGAUUAACAAGUGAUAAUUUUUGUAAAAUAAAAGAUGUGCACUACUAUUCAUUAAAAAUCCACGAAACCUUAUCUACAAGGCUGGGCAAGUUAAUGAUUUUUUUUAACUCAUUAUCAGCUGAACAUUUUUAAUUAUUUGACGCAAACACGACAGUGACCACGAUGGUAAACGAUUUGUACUCGUCCGCGGUCUUGACGCUGGUCCUGUUGAUUGCGGCCUGUCAGUGGGCGUCGCUGGCGAAAGGUGCCAGAAUAUUGGCCGUACAAACAGUCGGUGCCAAAAGUCACUGGAACUUUAUGAGCGAAGUGCUCCGAUCGCUGACGGACGCCGGUCACAGUGUUACCGUGUUCACGCCGUUUCCAGGCGGUGAUCGGGAAAACUAUACGGAAGUGGACAUGUCGAAAGAAUUCCCAGUGAAAACAGAUCUGAACCUGGAACGGAUAAUGGAGAUAUACAACCGACCGGUCACCUACUUUUAUAUGUUGACAGUCUUGGACAGCAUGUACUGCGAUGCGGUCUACAGAAACCGAAAGUUCGACAAGCUCGUACAUGGCGGUGGUAAUGACUCGGACUGGAAGUUCGACUUGAUUAUCAUGGAACCUCGGUCCUUAGACUGUACGUCGUACUUGGCAAAUGCGUUAAACUUGCCAAUUAUAUAUACGAUACCGACACCCAUGAUGACUGUCGCCGAACGUUCUUUUACCGGACACGUAUCGAACCCCGCUAGCGUCUCGCAUAUUAUGGCAUUACAUGCUGUGCCCAAAACAUUCGUCCAGAGGUUCGUCAAUGUGGCCUUGUUGGUGUACAGUACGCUUAGGACGAAGUAUGAUGGCUGGAUUAUGAAAAUGACUUAUCCUAAGCGGUACCAAAAAUUGUCACUAAAAAUAAACCCGGCAGUUAUCUUUCUGAACAGCCAUUAUAUAACCGAAGCUUCGAGGCCCGUACCACCUAAUCUCAUCGAGAUAGGCGGAAUACACUUGAAACCUAAAAGUAAAAUACCAAAAGACAUAUUAGAUUUCAUCGACGAAUCACCAAACGGUGUAAUUUAUUUCACAUUUGGUUCGACUGUUAAGCUAACGACGUUACCAGAACAUAUCGAAAAAAUAUUUAAACAAGUAUUUACUAAUGUUUCCCAGAGAGUUUUGUGGAAAUACGAAAGCGAAAUGAAGGACAAACCGGACAACGUGAUGAUAAAAAAAUGGUUUCCUCAACGAGAUAUACUAUUGCACCCGAAAGUCAAGUUGUUUAUUAGCCACGGUGGUAUAUCCGGAUUGUAUGAAGCAGUAGAUAGUGGUGUCCCUGUACUCGGAUUUCCUUUGUUCUAUGACCAGACGAGAAACAUAGACAAUUUAGUUAACGCCCGAAUGGCAAUUGCCUUGGACCUGAUGGCUGUGACCGAAGGAGCGUUAUUAAAUGCAAUAUCGGAAAUCAUCAAUAAUGAUAAGUACACCAUAAAUGCAAAAAUAACUUCCGAACGAUUCAAAGAUCGACCGAUAACACCACAAAAAUCGGUGGUAUUUUGGACUGAGUAUGUCAUUCGUCAUAAAGGUGCACCACAUUUGAAAUCUCACGCCUUGAACUUGACGUGGUAUCAAUAUUUUCUAUUGGACGUGAUUUCUGUAAUAUUAAUUUUUACUUCUCUGGUCUUGUUUAUUACUUAUCAAGUAUUAAAACUUAUUUGCAAGUACGUAUUGAAAUAUAAACACAGCCAUAAAGUUAAGUCUCAAUAACUUAUGAAAUAUUAGUGUUUAACUGUAAAAUUUUGAAAUAGCAUAGCCAAUUUUUUUAGACUAUCAUAUUAUUGAAAAAAAUUAAAUAGCUAAAUUAAUUUAUUACCACAAAAUUU
This is a messenger RNA of Rhopalosiphum maidis (corn leaf aphid), 2197 nucleotides long. Its product is annotated as UDP-glucuronosyltransferase 2C1-like. The transcript is spliced from 6 exons. The record is from RefSeq and is a predicted model, not a curated record. Lineage: Eukaryota; Metazoa; Arthropoda; Insecta; Hemiptera; Aphididae. Gene Ontology annotation, molecular function: UDP-glycosyltransferase activity. Bases 513 to 2081 code for a protein of 522 amino acids.